This is a messenger RNA of Didymodactylos carnosus, 981 nucleotides long. NCBI's taxonomy places the organism in Eukaryota, Metazoa, Rotifera, Eurotatoria, Philodinida, Philodinidae. The record is from the annotation of a GenBank genome assembly.
AUGUUUGCGCUGAUCAGCUUGGGGCUCGUUUUCUACACAAUCUAUCAAUUGUAUCAGUAUUUAUUUCCAUCACCCAAUAUCGAUCCACAUGGUAAAUACGUGCUAAUCAGUGGUUGUGAUACAGGCUUCGGCCAGACAUUGGCCAUUGAACUGGACCAACAAGGUUUCAAUGUUUUUGCUGGUGUUUACAAUCCAGACAGUAUGGUGUCACUCACCAAUCAACUCUCAUCUAGUGCCACCGUCUUCUGUCUUGAUAUAACUCAACCAUCACAAAUAAAUGCAGCCUUUGAAAUGGUCAGAGAAAAGACGAACACAUUGCAUGCACUUGUUAACAAUGCUGGAAUUGAUCAAGACGGAAUGAUCGACUGGAUCACAUUGGAUUUGAUGCGAAAUACGAUGGAUGUGAACUUUUUUGGACACGUCGCAAUGACCAAAACGUUUUUACCAUUACUUGUCAACAAACGAGACUCGCGCGUGAUCAACUUGUGUUCGGUAGCUGGUUAUUUGGCGGCACCAGGCAUGUCGUCUUAUUGCGCUUCAAAAUAUGCUCUCGAAUCAUUUUCUGAUUGUCUCCGUCGUGAAAUGCUUCCAUGGGGUUUACGUGUGAGCAUCAUCGAGCCAAGUUUCAUGCGAACACCUAUCCUCAAAGGACAUGUGCAGAGAAUGCGUGACAUGUGGAGUGGACUCUCGACCGACAUCAAAGAUCGAUGGGGCGAAGGAUUUCUCGAGGAUUUAAUAAAAAAAAGAUUGAAUAAUGUAUUCAUUCAAUAUGCUGAAAAUCCCAUUAAAGUGGUUCAUGCAGUUCGACAUGCCGUUAGCAGUACAGUUCCGCACAUUCGCUAUCGACCGGGUUGGCAAUCGAGUCUCUUAUUCUUCCCACUUUCCAUGGGUCCCGCUUGGCUGGUCGAUCAGUUUUUCAUGGACAAAGGCACGGAUCCAAGUGUUCUACCCGCCGGUGUGCGCACACAAAUAAAGGCGUAA